Messenger RNA from Penicillium nucicola, 2121 nucleotides. Its product is annotated as ASCC2 family CUE domain-containing protein. Bases 1 to 2121 code for a protein of 706 amino acids. The record is from RefSeq and is a predicted model, not a curated record. Gene Ontology annotation, molecular function: ubiquitin binding. Lineage: Eukaryota; Fungi; Ascomycota; Eurotiomycetes; Eurotiales; Aspergillaceae. The transcript has a single exon.
AUGGCGGAGUUUCCGCCGCUGGCUCCGGUGCCCUCCCCCGCAGUGCGGAGGACAAUCCCCUCGAACGACUGGCAAACUUGUCUAGAUGCAUGGAUGACCUUGUUAGGCAUACGUCUCAAUGCCUCGGAUCAGCAGUUUCGAACCGUGGCUGCUCAAGAUGCAUCUGCACCCUCAUACCUGGGAUCUUACUAUCACUACGCUGCAGCGGGAGACUCUAGUCUCCAGAGUGGACCUAAAGCUCGACAGCUUCGGAAGCUUUGCUUUUUAGCAACAAGGCGCUAUUUACUUGUUUUGCAAAACCCACCAGACGGCCUACUGGACUGGAGGCUUCUCGGUGAUUUAUGUUGUUGCUACCCUUCAAGCACGGUUCUCAAAUCUUCAUUAUCAAAUGCUUGGGAUUUACACCAUGACAAGAUCACUUCCAGCAUCGAAAAAGCAAAGGCCACUGUGAUCAAGAACCUCUCUUCGACAAACUCUUUCUCAAAUCCCGAAGUCAUCUCAGACAUCCGCCGCUUAACUAUCCUUGCCUCUGUGCUUCCGGCUACCGGUCAGGUACUCAUGGCGGGUUCUGACUUCCUGGAUACGGUCUCAGAAGCCUACCAAGCAAAAGCUGGCAGAGAAGAGUUCCGGAAGAUUCUAGUAGCCAAUAUUUAUGUUGGGUUGAUUUCUUUAUUGAAGGAACAAUCUGCUAACAUGUCAUUGUUAUUGGAUCAGCUGUUCGGCCUUAAAGCUGCUGCCCGAGUGGGAACACCGAAGAUGAAGAAGGAGGCAACCUUGCUAUCAGACCUUGUUUGCAGCUCGGACUUGCUUCUUCGGUUGGAGAAAUAUCUUACUAGUCACCCCCAGAAACGGGGAGAAGAUCUUCUAUCCAGCUUGCGCGCUUACCAAGAAGAAUCCAAAUCACUUCAUCAUCGAUACCAAAGAAAGAAGAAGAUUGACAAAGGAAAAGAUGCAUCCUCAGGGGUCCUCAUCCCGGAGGAGCUUCACGCACACAAGAUGUCCCUUGUCACCCAAGUACAAGACCUUUUCCCGGAUCUUGGCUCGGCGUUCGUCGUACGGCUAUUGGAUUUCUACAACGACAACCCGGAGACAAUUGUCGCCCACCUCCUCGACGACUCACUCCCUCUAGAACUCCAGUCCUUAGAUAGAUCGGAGCAACUAGCCCCGACAGCAGAACCACGCCAUAGCCACCUCUCUCCACAACCAACACCGCCAGAAAUGCCAUCGCCUCAACCAGAAUCCCUCCCAAUGCGCAAAAACAUCUUCGACAAAGACGUCGACAUCGCCGAAUUGAGCCGCUUAGACGAAGCAGCCGGCAAAGGCAAACUCCAUUUCGGCCGCGUGGACGCAGACCAAACAGCCGACACAGUGCUAGCAGAUCGAAGCCAUCACGCCGCAAACAAAGCAGCAAUCCUUUCCGCACUGGCCGCCUUCGACUCAGACGAUGAUGAACGCGACGAUACCUACGACGCAGCCGAUGUGGGCGGCACCGUGGACGGCGUAACGGCCGGCACAGAUGCCGAAGCCGAUGCAGCUGCCCAGACCCGCCGCGCAGCAGACCUCGAUAUGACCCUCUUCCGAACGUACAAGUCCAACCCCGGCCUGUUUACCCGAGACUCGGCUACCCGCCGCUCCCAGCCUCGUGCAUCGCUGAAACGGGAAACUGAAAUGACGGACGAAGCUAUUGAGGGUUGGGCUGUUAUGCUCACGCGUGAUCCCAGGCGGCUUGCUAAACUUGAGGACCGGCUGGCUAUGGAUGCUAGCGGGUCUGGCGGUAGUGGUCCUCUGAAUCAGCCUGAGUUACGUUCUACUUCUUACCGGAGGCCGCAGCCCCGCGAGGAGGGCGAGGAGGGCUCUGAUGAGGGUGAAUCUUCUGGUCCGCCUGGUUCACGUGGACGUGGUGCUGGUGCUGGAAGAGGUGGAAGGGGACGUGGAGGCGGAGGUGGUGGUCGGGGGCGUGGUGGACGUGGUGGUGGACCUGCUUCGUCUGGGGCUCAGGCUCAGCCGGAAUCUGCUGCUUCGCGACAGAGGAAAGAGGCUAAUAAGGGGAGUCGGGCGAAUCAUAAUCGUCGACAGCAGCAUGCGAAGAAGAUGGCGCGUGGGGGUGCAAUGCCUGGCUAA